Molecule: messenger RNA, 1409 nt
Organism: Galeopterus variegatus (Sunda flying lemur)
Lineage: Eukaryota; Metazoa; Chordata; Mammalia; Dermoptera; Cynocephalidae
Product: polycystic kidney disease protein 1-like 1
Exons: 7
Coding region: 423-1409 (328 amino acids)
Biological process (GO): detection of mechanical stimulus
Cellular component (GO): membrane
Molecular function (GO): calcium channel activity
Source: RefSeq, a predicted model, not a curated record
UUGCACUGAAGUUUUCAAUGGCCUCUGGAAUUAAAAUCUCUACCUCCCAUCCCACCACUUCCAGUCUGUCUUUUCUGCUUAGUUUUUUCUCCUUAACAUUUAUCACUGACGUAGUAUAUGUUUUCCUAAUUUAUCUCAUUCAAUUGUUUCCCACAUGGGGCAGGGAUUUGACUUUCUGUUCCAGUGCCUAGAAGAGCGCCGGGCACUCGGCCUUGUGCAGUAGCAUUUCUUGAGUGAUCGAGUGAGUGAGUGAACAGGUGACUGUCCACUGUUCUCUCUCCUCUCCUGCUGUUGAGGGGCAAAGUGGGUUCCAGGGCUCUGUGCCUCCUGCUGCAGGUGGCGUUGGGUAAGCUCCUACAGAGCACCUGAAAUCUAAAUGGGAGAAAAAUCAGCAAGAAAAAACACUUUUGGUCUCACUUUUGAUGCAGGAACAACUUUUUAUUUUUGUCCUUUCAUGGAGAAAUGCCAGAAACCCCCUAGGUGGCCUGAGAAGCACCGAUGACUGGUGGCACUGGAGCCUGACCACGCUGCUGGAUGGCUUGUACCUGCAGGGCUCCUCGACGGCUCAGCCUGGAGCUCUUGGAGGAAAAUGCUACCUAAUAGGCAGUGCAGUAAUCAAGCAGCUAAAAGUCUCUCCUGGCAGUUCAUGCAAGCCUCCCAGGCCAUUUUCAGCAUCCAUUGAAGACCCUCUUUCCACACGUAGCCCCGAAGUUGGAGGCCCUGAGAACCCCUACAUGAUAGACACGGAGAACCAAAACAUGACCCCGAGUGGUCUAGGGGGCUGCAGGGCAAGGGGGGAUUGUGUGCUUAGCCUGGGCAGAACAAGGACCGAAGCCCACACGGCCCUGACCGGCCUCAGGGCCAGCAAGUGGAUUGACUGCAGCACCAGGGCCAUGUCUGUGCACUUCAGCCUCUACAACGCUCCCACCCGCCUCUUCACGAGUGUGUCCUUGAGGGUGGACAUUCUCCCCACGGGGGGUCUCGUCCCCUCAUCUCUGGUGGAGUCAUUCAGCGUCUUCCGCAGCCACACAGCCUGUUGGUACCACCUCGUACUUCCCGAGCUGCUCCUCCUGGUGCUCAGCCUGCGUCACCUGUGUUUUCAGCUCUACCGGAUGAUGGAGAAGGGUGUGCAGAGCUAUUGGCGAAAACCGAGAAAUUGGCUGGAGCUGUCGGUGGCUGGAGUGAGCCUCGCCCACCACGCAGCCUCCGGCCAUCUGGCCACUCUUGCUGUGGAUGUUGUUGACCAGUUCCACAGAGGACUGUCUCAUGUGUUUAUGGAUCUCAGCCUUAUGGCAUCAUGGAAUCAGACCUCCCUGGACCUCACUUUCCCACCAACUCGAGGGCGGUCAGGGCCCCAGGGCCACCCUAUAGCUUGGAGUUCUCCCUCAGCCUCAGGCCUCAUCAUCUAG